UAUAUAUAUAGGUAGGAUACAAAUGGAGGUACCAAUCAAACCGGCAGAAAAUAAAAUUCUCAAAGAGUCUCUCUCUCUCUCUCUCUCUCUCUCUUUCUCUCCUAAAAACCCUCUCAAUUAAUUUAGCUCUCAAUAGUAAUAAUCAUGGGAGCGUGCGCCACCAAGCCAAAGGUCGCCAAAGACGACCAGCUCCUCCCUGCGCCGGCGCCUGAAGAAGCCACCAAACCGGCGGCGGAUCCUUGCCCGGUGGAAGAGCCCAAGAAGGCAGAGGAUCAGCCAGCUGCCGUCGCGGUGGAGGAAAAGGAAGUUGUGGUCGUCGGAGAGAAGAAAGAAGUCGAGGAGAUAAAAACAGAGGAGGAGGUCAAAACAGAGGAGGCGGCGGCGGCGAAAACAGAGGAGGGUGAAGAUAUUACUGUGGACGAUGAGAGCGCCAGACGGAGAUCUCUUAGUAACCUUUUCAAGGAGAGCACAGAAGGAAAAGAGACCUCUGUGGAAGAAGGCAAUGAAAAGCCACCAGUAUCAGCAGAAGCAGAACCAAAAGCAGAGGAGGUAGCAGUACAUGAAAAAGUGACACAACCACCUCCACCACCAGCAGCUGAAGAUUGCAAAGAGCCAGAGACCAAAACAGAGGCAGCUCCAGAAGUAAAAGCUGAUGAAGAAGAAGUAAAAGAAGAAGUAAAGGAAGAAGAAGAGGAGAAGAAAUCAGUAGUGACAGUGGUUGAGUCGACACCAAAACCAGAGCCAUCUACUGCUGCUGCUGCUGCUGCAGUUGAAGAGCCAUUGCCAGCUUGUGCUGAAGAAGAGAAGCCCCAGCCGAAAGCAGAGGAAGAGAAGGCAGCUGUUGCUGAGAAGGUAGAAGAAGUUACUGUUGUGGAAGCUAAGAAGGAGGCAGAGGAUGCACAGCCUGUGGAAGUAGUUAAGGAGGCUGUUGUAAAUUAAGUGAUUACAUAAGGUGGUUUGAUAUCUUGGAACCGUUUUCAUUUCUUUGUUUUCUCUUUUUGUGGAGAGGGGUUUUGGGAUAUUUGGUUGUGUUCUUUUGAUUUGAUUGAUUGAUGGAUGAUGAUGCCACAUUUUGAUGGAAAGGUAAAUGGAGGAGUUUGCUUGUGUUGGGAUUGAAGCUUGUACAAAUGUGUGUCAUGUCUAGUAUCCAAUUAUUAAAGUGUUGAUAUUGGA
Molecule: messenger RNA, 1173 nt
Organism: Linum trigynum
Lineage: Eukaryota; Viridiplantae; Streptophyta; Magnoliopsida; Malpighiales; Linaceae
Source: the annotation of a GenBank genome assembly